Leptosomus discolor (cuckoo roller) is the source of this 1664-nucleotide messenger RNA. Lineage: Eukaryota; Metazoa; Chordata; Aves; Leptosomiformes; Leptosomidae. The record is from RefSeq and is a predicted model, not a curated record.
CUGAGCUGCCAGGAUCAUCUGCAAUCAAGCUCUCCUCCUUGCGUGAUCUUCCAGCUCAGCUGCAAGAAUUGUACCAGCAGGGCUUCGUCUUGGCUGCUGUCCACCCUUUCGUGCAACCGACUGAUGAAAAAGAGAAAACUCCCCAGGAACAAAUCUUCAGGGCUGUGCUUAUCAAGAAAACAGAAAGGUCUCCAAAAGGUGAUGUCCAUAGUGAAGGAUAUGUCUUGGAGGUAGAGUGCUGCUCCUCUUUAAACCAACUUUCAGACAAAAAGGAGAUACCUGAUUUUAUUAAGAAGAUUCAAGAUGCUGCAAGUCAAGGCUUGAAAUUUGUUGGAAUUAUACCUCAGUACCAUUCCCAAAAGAACUGUCUUGUCAGCACCUCCCUGACACCCGCCAGUAACAACUCUGUGCAAUCAAGAGAUAAUAAAAAUGUUUCAGAUUACUCUGAGGAUCAUGCAUCACCGGAUGGCGAGAAAAUAGAUGGCAUUAAUGGAUGCAGUACUCCAGCACCAAGUGAGGAAAGUGCUGACCAAUGUGCCACGUCCAGGGAGGGCUGGAGAGGUGAAGGACAGGCUACUGAAGGGCUGAAUCUCAAGUCUGCGAAUGGAAACGAAGAACAACUUCAACACACGAACCCAAGUGUAACUGAAGCAGCAGACAAGCCAAAUGGACUUGCAGAGAAUGAAACACCAGCACAAUGCUUAAAACCACUUACUGGCAAAGCAGAGAUCUUCGCUCUCUUCAACAAGCCAAAAACCCCACAAAGAUGCAGCCAGUAUUAUACAGUGACUAUCCCUAUGAGGAUCUCCAGGAAUGGGCAGACUGUCAACAGCUUAGAAGCAAAUUGGCUGGAGCACAUGACAGAUCACUUCAGGAAAGGAGGCUCAUUGGUAAACGCCAUCUUCAGCCUUGGAAUGGUAAAUGAUUCUUUACAUGGGACAAUGGAUGGAGUAUUUCUCUUUGAAGAUGUUGCUGUGGAAGAUGGUAAAACCAUGCAGGGCUAUGAUGCAAUUGUUGUAGAGCAGUGGACUGUCCUGAAGGGAGUCGAAGUGCAGACAGAUUACGUUCCGCUGCUGAAUUCCCUUGCCGUGUACGGCUGGCAGCUGACGUGCGUGCUUCCUACUCCGAUUGUGAAGACGAACAGGGAGGGGAAUUUAUCUACAAAGCAAAUUGUAUUUCUUCAGAGACCUUCUUUGCCCCAGAAAGCAAAGAAGAAAGAAUCUAAGUUUCACUGGAGGUUCUCCAAAGAAGACAUGCACAACAAACAAGUUAAGAAUUCCACAAAGGCUAAAUUCAGUACCAGUGAGAAGCAAAUGGCAGAGGAGAAGCAGGAAUUUGAAGUCACAGAGAACGCAAGAAACUUAGAAGCACAAAUCUCAACAGCAGCCAAGCCUGAUCCAGAACAGCAGCUGGAUGAUGUCAUAGACUUGGGAGAUGCGGUAUCUGGGACCAACGACAGAGGUACCCAUCAUGACGGGGCGUCAGAAGAAACAUGUCCUGCCAGUUACGAUACGGAUGGCAGUGAUGCGCAGGUGUGCCUCGGGCAGAGCACGGCUGGCAGCGGUGCGGGACAGGUAACAGAGGGGGGAGACAGUGCUCCGGUACCGGACAGCUGCAGUGGGAGCGACGGGGCAGGGAUGGACGCGGACUGCUCCUGUGAAUAA